Saccharomyces eubayanus is the source of this 1677-nucleotide messenger RNA. RefSeq names its product ubiquitin-binding protein (gene GGA1). Gene Ontology annotation, cellular component: trans-Golgi network. The transcript has a single exon. Gene Ontology annotation, biological process: Golgi to vacuole transport; protein transport to vacuole involved in ubiquitin-dependent protein catabolic process via the multivesicular body sorting pathway; Golgi to endosome transport. Bases 1 to 1677 code for a protein of 558 amino acids. Lineage: Eukaryota; Fungi; Ascomycota; Saccharomycetes; Saccharomycetales; Saccharomycetaceae. Gene Ontology annotation, molecular function: ubiquitin binding; phosphatidylinositol binding. The record is from RefSeq and is a predicted model, not a curated record.
AUGCCACAAAGAAUUGAGCUUACAUCGGAACCAGUGAGAAGACCUCAGUCUUCCGGAAGUUCAUUGAUCAGAAAGAUCCAAAGAGCAUGUAAAUCCACAUUACCUGAACCAGAUUUGGGUCUUAAUCUAGACGUAGCCGAUUUUAUCAACUCAAAGCAAGGAGCUACACCAAGGGAAGCGGUCCUGACGAUUGGAAAACUAAUAAAUAAUGGCGACACCCAAACGGCUGUUUUUGCCCUUUCUCUACUAGAUGUCUUAGUAAAAAACUGUGGCUACCCACUGCACCUACAAAUAUCCAGAAAGGAAUUCUUAAAUGAUCUGGUGAAAAGGUUUCCAGAACGGCCGCCUUUGAGGUACUCUAAGGUCCAACAAAUGGUUCUCGAAGCUAUCGAGGAAUGGUACCAAACUAUCUGCAAACACGCCAGUUAUAAGGAUGACCUUCAAUAUAUUAGUGACAUGCACAAAUUAUUGAAAUACAAGGGAUAUGCCUUCCCCAAGGUUGAAAGUGAAAACUUGGCGGUAUUAAGACCGAAUGACAGACUAAGGACCCCGAGUGAGCUACAAGAAGAACAGGAAAUAGCCCAAGCUGCCAAAUUAGAAGAAUUAUUAAGAAGCGGUAAGCCGGACGAUUUGAAAGAAGCUAAUAAACUGAUGAAAGUUAUGGCAGGUUUUAAAGACGACACUAAAUUAGCUGUCAAACAGGCGAUCAAUAAUGAAUUAAACAAACUUAAAAGAAAGGCAGAUUUGUUCAAUGAAAUGCUUACUUCUACCGAUGAACCCGACCUAGAAAACGAAACUGUUCAAGAACUGUAUGGCGAUUUAAAAUCUGCGCAGCCAAAGUUCAAAAAACUUAUUGAGGAGGAACAUGAUGACGAUAUGCUAGUUGAAAACUUAUUGAAAUUUAAUGAACUGGUGCUCCAACUGUUAGAGAAGUACAGGUCAAUAAAAGGUGUAAAAGGUGAAGAAAAAAGUUUCAACAGCGCGACAGAACCUUCAAAAGAGGUUAGCUUAAUUGAUUUUGGUGAUGAUUCAAGUUCGAGCGCUCCUCCUGCCCCAUCCUUGAGCAAAUCACCACAGCCGAUCGAGGAUCUCUUGGGCGACUUCAAUGACCUAAGCAUGUCAUCAUCGUCAAAGCCCCAAGAAAACACCACCAGAACUACUAAUCUGUCCAAUAAUAAUAAAUCAAAGACUGCAGACAUUGAUUUAUUAGAUUUUUACCCGCCAUCUCCAGAAAAUAAAGCUUCUGAAUUUCCGGAUACCAACUCGUUUGAUUUACUUAGUGAUUUGAUGGAUAACUCGAAUAGUUCCAAGAAAAGUAUUCACCAAUCGCAAAGGCCAACACUUCACGAAUCUGAUUAUUUGAAAAUUGAUUACGAAAUAGUUCGCGAGUCACCAACAAAACUAAAACUAGCCAUAUACUACUCCAACCUAAGCAGUGGUCCGAUUACUGAUUUAGCUUUUCUAUUGGCAUCUCCUCGAAAUACUACUUUGUCUUUGCAACCACAAUCAGGCAAUUUUCUUGAAAAUAACGCGAAAGAUGGCAUAAAACAAACUGCUUUCAUCGAAGGAACUCCUUUAAAUUCAGACAAGGCUAUCAAGUUGAAAUGGAAAGCUAACUACAAAGCCAUGGAUGCAGCAAGAGAAGAAUUUGGCACGGCAACUUUAUCUAAAAUAUGA